UAAAAUAAAAAUAUAAAAUAAUUAUCGGAGCAAUGGACAUGCGCAAACAUAUAUUUGUGCAACUGCAACUUUCGAGAGUGGUUCUCGAAGGCUAAGUGAACUGAGAGCCACUGCUCGACUCAGCAGUCGACAAGAGGAAUUUUCAACAUUUCGCGUGUUCUUUCUCCGCACUUUUCAACAAAAAAAAAUCGUAUCUCGUAGACGCGGUUCUCCAAAUUUAUCGUUAUUCCGAAAAAGAGGAGUUUUAAAAAGGAUAAAUGUUCAAGGAACAUUUUGAUCAGCGCACUCAAACGAGGUAGCUCUCGAGAGCCACUCUCUUUCGCUCUUUCUCUCUCUUUGCUGCUCUUGACAUAUCCAUCAUGUCGCCGCACGUGUGGUCUAUGAAAAGCACGUUCGAGCUGAUUAGACUUUACCAAAGGAAUGCGCUAUUGUGGGACACGAAGAAUGAGAAUUACAGAAAUCGAGAAGCUAAAGAGACAAUAAUAAGCAAUAUCGCAAAACAUAUGAACGUCUCGACAGCAGAGAUUCAUAGAAAACUUCAUAAUCUGAGAAAUCAGGUAUGUCAGGAAUUACACAGAUUAAAGAAGAAAAGAAGUAAGAGUAAGAAAAUAUGUACCAGCAAUUGGCCUUAUUUUUCAGCAUUGAAAUUUUUAAUUCCAAGUGUAAUAAGUAGAUCUAGAAGUCCAGACAUUAGUAUUCAACAAAUGAUAUUAGAAGAGAAAAAUUAUGACCAAAGGAACACUAUAUUAAAUACAAUGGAAGAUGAACAGAUAUCUACAGAAAAAUACGAAGAGAAAAAGGAAAUAAAAUAUCUUAAAUCAUUAGAUAUCAUUAAUGAGGAAGAAUCGAUUCGUUCACAAAUUUCAUUAUCCAGAGUAACAAAUGAAGAUGAUCGUUUUUGUGAGUGGGUAGCAUUAGAAUUACGAAGUUUACGUUCCGAGAUUAACAAAAGAAAAUUGAAAAGUGAAAUUAGAAAAGCGAUAUGUCGUAUCGCCGACUUAGAUGAUGCGAGCAUAUUCGCCUCUAAUCCAUCAUCCAAUUCGUCUCUGCCCUAUUCAUCCCCUGUACCAUCUCCAACAUACUUAUCUUUAUGUGAAAUAACAAAUGUAAAAUCUGAAUAUAUUAUAUAAAUAAUAUAUAUGCAUUAGGUAAGAGAGCGCAGGGUUUAAUUUAGGUAAUAAUACAUAAAAAUAACUUA
Molecule: messenger RNA, 1198 nt
Organism: Camponotus floridanus (Florida carpenter ant)
Lineage: Eukaryota; Metazoa; Arthropoda; Insecta; Hymenoptera; Formicidae
Exons: 3
Coding region: 360-1130 (256 amino acids)
Source: RefSeq, a predicted model, not a curated record